UUUGUACGGCUGUGGUUGUUUUCUUCGGUGUUUUUUCUUUCCUCGUCGUCUGCUUGGGACUACGGCGUCUCCUUCACUUUCUUCAAAGAAAAGAAAAAGCAACGCAGCUUCAACAUCCUGUGACUUUCACAGGUGUUUCUCCGGCGGCGGAAACAUUGGUUUCAUCCUCGUCCCGGUCCUUGUGGAAGUACCAUGUGUUCCUCAGCUUCAGGGGAACAGAUGUACGCAAAGGAUUCCUCAGCCAUCUCUACAAAGCUCUCACCGACAAGGGGAUCCACACUUUCCGUGACGAUACAGAACUCCAGCGUGGGAAUUUCAUCAGCCCGGCGCUCUUGGAAGCGAUUGAGCAGUCAAGAUUUGCAGUCGUUGUGCUCUCCGAGAAAUACGCGACUUCUCGCUGGUGUUUGCAAGAGCUUGUGCACAUCACAGAUUACGUCGAGAAGAAACGCCUCGAACUCAUCCCCGUUUUCUUCGGUGUUGACCCUUCACAUGUGAAGAAACAAUCUGGGAAUUUCGCCAAGGCCUUUGCUGAACACGACAAGAGACCUGAAACAAACACAGUGAAAACAUGGAGAAAUGCCAUGGCCAAAGUAGGAUUGAUCUCUGGCUGGGAUUCCAGGAACUGGUGAGCAAGCUAAUUUAGAGUCCUUCUAGUGAACUUUACAUACAAAUUUCAUUGUUUGAGAACUGAACUGUGAGGGUCUGUUUAUCUUGAUUAAUGAACGAGGAGUCGAAGCUUAUCGAGGAGCUUGUUCAAGAUCUUUCAGACAGAUUGUUCUCACCAAUGUCUUCCAAUGAUGCUACUGGUGAAUUGAUAGGAAUGAGUACACACAUGAGAAGUAUAUAUCCGUUGAUGAGCGUAGACCCUAAUGAUGUCCGAAUGAUCGGAAUUUGGGGAAUGGGUGGUAUAGGCAAAACCACCAUCGCAAAAUAUGUCUACAAAGUCUUCUUGAGCGAGUUCGAUGGUGCUUCCUUGUUAGAGAAUGUGAAAAGAGACUUUAAACGAUAUGGUCCAUCGCAUUUACGUGAGAAAAUCUUGUCAGAAAUCUUCCGCAAGAAGGAUCGGACAUGAAUACAUGGAAUAGAGAUUCUGAUGUGAUGAAGGAACGAUUAUGUGUCAAAAAGAUUCUUCUUGUUCUUGAUGAUGUUGACGAUAUACAACAGCUAAAAGAACUGGCUGGAAGUCCUGAGUGGUUUGGACCAGGAAGCAGAAUCAUUAUCACCACUCGAGACAGGCGUGUUCUAGACCUGCAUGACGUGGAACGUCGUACCUAUGAAGUGAUGCCUUUGAGGAGCACCCAAGCACUUCAGCUCUUUAGUGGGCAUGCUUUCAAGCAACCUCGUCCAUGUGAAGAUUAUAGAGAGCUUUCAAUAGAUGUUGUGAAGCAGCUUGGUGGUCUUCCAUUAGCACUUCAACUCGUAGGAGGAUCUCUAUAUCGCCGGGAGCUGGAAUUCUGGGAAGACAAACUGGAUUUGCUGAGAAAGAAUAGCGAUAACUCACUGUUGAAGGCGUUAAGAGCAAGUUAUGAGGCAUUGGAUGACCUAGAAAAGAAGAUCUUUCUUUACAUUGCGCUCUGUUUCAACGGAGUGAAUAUGGACAGAGUUAGAAAAGUAUUAGACCUGUUUUUCGUGUCUUCCAGGCGCAGAGCGUUGCCCACCAGACCGAGUAUUACAGCUCUGAUGGAGAAGUGUAUGAUUAGCCGGUCAAACACAAAUCGACUAUGGGUCCAUGACUUGCUCCAGGACAUGGCUGUGGAUAUCAUAUGUGAAGGCAGAGAUAAAAGGCCAUGGAAACGUUUAAUGCUGUGGGAUUUUGAAGAUAUCAAUCACGUUUUCUCCACCAACGCGGGAGAUGAAGCAAUUGAGGUGGAAAGAAUAUUUCUGGACAUGUCUAAUGGAAAUGAGCUCAACAUAACCCCUGAAAUCUUUAGGAGGAUGCCAAAUCUCAAACUACUUAAAUUUUAUACCAAUUCCAGCAUUGGACAGAGCAGAACAAGGAUGUUAGAUGGCCUAGACUACCUCCCUACGCUGCGGUAUCUUCGGUGGGAUGCUUAUAAUCUUAAAUCAUUGCCAUCUCAGUUUUGUAUGACUUCUCUAGUUGAACUCAACCUCUCACACAGCUCGAUAGAAACAGUCUGGAGUGGAACUCAGGAACUUGCAAACUUACGGAGCCUAAACCUCACAAGCUGCAGAAACCUUACCGAGUUUCCAGACUUUUCGAAGGCGACUAAUCUUGAGAGUCUGAAACUCUCCAAUUGUGAUAACUUGGUUGAAAUCCCCGAGUCCUCUCUUAGACAACUCAACAACCUCGUCCACCUAAAACUGAGCAACUGCAAGAAACUAAGGAGCCUCCCAAACAACAUCAACUUAAAAUCCCUCAGGUUUCUUCGUCUGAACGGAUGCUCUAGCCUGGAAGAGUUUCCAUAUAUCUCAGAGACUGUCGAGAAGUUGCUUCUGAACGAGACAACUAUUCAACAAAUCGAACGUCUUUCUCGUCUCAGAGAGCUACAUCUCUCCGGCUGCAAGAGACUGAUGAAUCUCCCAGACAGCAUGAAGAACCUGAAGUCGCUCACUGAUCUCAGCCUUGCAAACUGUCCUAACGUAACAACAUUCCCAGAAGUCGGAACAAACAUACAAUGGUUGAAUCUGAACAGAACAGCAAUAGAAGCAGUGCCUUCAACAGUAGGUGAAAAGUCAGAGCUUUUUCAUCUCAAUAUGUCUGGCUGUGACAGGCUCAUGAACCUUCCUCCAACGCUAAAAAAACUGGCACAACUUAAGUACUUGUAUCUUCGUGGUUGCAUUAAUGUCACUACGUCUCCUGAGCUCGCCGGUACCAACACAAUGAAAGCAUUGGACUUACAUGGAACAUCAAUAACAAAUCAAUUGGUUGACUCCACUAGUGAUGAGCCUCCUCGGUGUGAAGUACCUGUUAUUAGACGGUUCUUUAUGAAACAAAUUCGAGAACACAUAAAGAAGCGUAAAUCCAACAGAUGAUUAUGAUCAAAACAGAGUCCUUUUGGCUUAGAUAACGUGAUCAACCAAAUGACUCUAGUAUUCUAAAGAACUGCCACAUAAAGCUUCGUCUUGGCCAUGUAGACUUUAUCGUAUGUAUUAAAUUAAUCAUAUAUU
This is a messenger RNA of Camelina sativa (false flax), 3129 nucleotides long. Lineage: Eukaryota; Viridiplantae; Streptophyta; Magnoliopsida; Brassicales; Brassicaceae. The record is from RefSeq and is a predicted model, not a curated record.